Molecule: messenger RNA, 1539 nt
Organism: Paramecium pentaurelia
Lineage: Eukaryota; Ciliophora; Oligohymenophorea; Peniculida; Parameciidae
Source: the annotation of a GenBank genome assembly
AUGAUAUAUCUAUUUAGCAUCAUCUUGAUUAUUAAUCUUGCGAAAAGUCAAAUUGAAGUAGACUUAAGUUAAGAAAAUGAAUGGACAUACAUUUAAAAUACUUUAAACACGAGUACUUUUAAAGUGAGAUCUUUACAAACAGAGUAUUGUUACGUUAGAAUAGGAUUAAAAUACUAGGAUCCUACUUUUUUAUUAAUGGCAGAUUAUAAAGUUAAACCUAAUAGCAAUUUGAUUUCAACAUAUAAAUAAGGAGAAAAGAUUGAUAGAAUAAGGUAAGAAUUAUAUUUAAUUUAGUUAAUUAGAAAAUAGAGGAACUAGGUUCUUAAAAUUGAAAGGAAAUGCAGGAACUAUAUAUAUAACUACUAUGGCAGAUUAUAAAAAUAAUUACUAUUAAAUUACGAUCACUGGAAAUAAUGAAGAAGAAUGUGAUAACGAUUGUAAUUAAAAUGGCAUUUGUGAGGUAGAAAUGAUCAUAUUUUAAGACUGAAGGAUGCAUUUGCAAUGGUUCAUUUAUUGGAAAUGAUUGUCAUUAACUAUCUUAGGAAUUAGUUUCAUAAACUUAAUAAGAUGUAUAUUUUGUAAAUGAUGAAACUAUCAAGUUCUUCUCAAUUAAUCUCUAUUAUUUUUUAGGAUAAACUUUGAAACUGCAAUUUGAAGUAUUUAUAGUUAUUAUUUAAAUCUAGUCAAAUUGUCAAGAAUGUUUAAAUAUUAUUAUUUAUAAAACUAAAGCUCUUUUUAGGCCAGAAGAAACCUAACAAAGCAAUUAUACUUAAUUAUUUUCUUUUUCUAAUGGAUUAAGCACUAUUUAAACAAAGAUUCCAGAUAUAUUGCCAGCUUAAUAACAAAUUUUAUAUCUUUCUGUUUUUAAAUAAUAUUCCAAUAAUGAAACUACUCAUUUAUAAAUUAGAUUUAAUUAUGAGCCUUAAUCUUAUGAUAUUGAUGAAAAUAUUAAUAGUACUCGAUUAAUUUACAUUAUUAUACCAUCUGUUUUUGGAUCAUUAUUAUUUUUCCUCUGUAUAGGUUGCUUAAUAAAUAGGAGAAGAAAGGCAAUUCAAGCUUAAUCUAUUAUUCAAGGUCCUUUUUAUCAACAACCAAGAAAUGUAAUUCAUUAAGAUCCCUUUUUUAAUUAAAACAGAAAUAUAAAUCAUUAAGAUCCUUUUUCUCAACAACCAAGAAAUCCAAUUAAUUAAGAUCCCUUUUUUAAUUAAAACAGAGAUGUAAUCAUGAUCACCUAUAAUAGCAAUUUCCUUAAUAACCUUAAAUUUAAAUUGUACAACCUCCAGCUUCUUAAUUUCUUUGGCCAAAAGAAGAACCUAAUAAUGAUGAUGAUAAAUGUAUUAUCUGCUUCUAUUAACUUAAUUAUUAAAAUAAUACAGUAGUGAAAAUUAAUUGCGGGUAUAUAAAAUUAUUAAAUUUAGCCAUUAAUUUCAUCGAGAUUGCAUUAAAGGUUGGUGUAUAAAAUAACAAUCUAUAAAAUAAGAUAAAUAAAGUGAUUGCCCGUAUUGUAGAUGCCCUAUGGAUUUAAAUUUAAUCUUUUGA